Molecule: messenger RNA, 1428 nt
Organism: Alternaria viburni
Lineage: Eukaryota; Fungi; Ascomycota; Dothideomycetes; Pleosporales; Pleosporaceae
Exons: 1
Coding region: 1-1428 (475 amino acids)
Cellular component (GO): membrane
Molecular function (GO): glycosyltransferase activity
Source: RefSeq, a predicted model, not a curated record
AUGCCUAAUCGCUCCUUCCUAUGCCGACUAAUCUUCUGCGCCGUAUUCGCCGUAUCCGUCCUUAAUAUCUUCACCAAGGCCACCCCGCCGCUCUUCCACGCCGCAAAGACCUCCGCGCAUGACCACCCCCAGGAACUCUUUUGCCCGCAGUCCAAGCUCGCCGAUGACGUCUUGGUCGUCCUGCGAACCGGGGCCACUGAAUCACUCGAAAAGGUGCCGGUGCACCUCCGUACCACGUUACGUUGCGUCCCCCACUAUGUUAUACACUCGGACCUGGAAGAGGAGAUAGACGGACACGUCGUCCACGAUGUCCUCGAAGGAGUUAGCGAAGAGACGAAGAAGACGAAUGACGACUUCAAGCUGUACCACCAACUACAAGAGCACGGAAGACGAGGCGUGAAACAAGAAGUUCUCACAUCGCUAUCCGGAUCGUCGCAGGGUGACUACCUGCGAACCGACAACGAUGGCUGGCAGCUCGACAAGUGGAAGUUUCUCCCCAUGAUCGACCAGGCACUCGAGGAGAAGCCAGACGCCAAAUGGUAUUUCUUCAUGGAAGCCGACACCUACGUCAACUGGAACAACCUACUCGAAUUCCUCAGCAACUUCGAUGACAGCAAGUCCUACUACAUCGGCAAGCACCUCUUCAUCAACGAAGUCGAAUUCGCCUACGGUGGCGCAGGCUUCGCCCUCUCUGCCCCCGCCGCACGUAAAGUCUCCGCCCAACGCUCCCCCCGCAUCUCCGAGUACGAAGACUUUACCAAAACCCACUGGGUCGGCGACUGCGCUCUUGGCAAAGUCCUCGAAGACGUAAACAUCCCCCUCCACCGCGCCUUCCCCCACUUCCAAGGCGACUCCCCCGCGACGCUCGAUCCCGCGACUUCCAAAAUCGACCGCGACCUCUGGUGCUACCCGGCUGUAACGUAUCACCACGUUUCGCCCACCGAAAUCCAAGAACUCUGGUCUUUCGAACAGGACUGGUACAACAGACACCCGAUUCUGCUGCGCCACCGCGACAUCUUCAUGGAGCUCGUGCGCCCUAAGAUCGGUCCUUCAGUCACAGCCUGGGACAACAUGUCCGCAGACAAAGAAUACAACGCCCACGACCACUCCGCCGUGGCCAACGAACUCGAGCGCAACGCCUGGAAAUCUUUCGAACACUGCCGUACGCUGUGUGAGGAGCAGGAUGAUUGCAUGCAAUUCUCUUUCAACGAGGGCAGUUGCGCAAUUUCCAAUAGCUUCAAACUAGGCUACGCGAAGCCCGGUGCGCGUAUACGGAGUGGCUGGAUGCUUGAUCGCGUGGACGAUCUCUUCAGGAGUCUGGAAGAGCAGUGUGGACUCCGGGAUUGGUUUGCACCAAUGGAGAGUCCGAAGGAAAGGGAGAAUAGUGAGUUGAAGAUUAAGAUGAGGAGGAAGAGGAGUGUGAUGUGA